AAAUAGCACACGGAUCUCUUAUCCUGACCGUCCAAAUUUUCCUUUCUUACCCAUCUUCUCUUCUAUAUAUAGUCUUAACCCUUCAUUAAACUAUUCUCUGUUGAUACAGCUAGAAAGACAAAGGUUUAGAAGAUUCGAGAUGGCCCGUACUAAGCAAACUGCUCGUAAGUCAACUGGAGGAAAGGCUCCUAGGAAGCAACUCGCUACCAAGGCUGCCCGUAAGUCUGCUCCAACGACCGGUGGAGUCAAGAAGCCUCACCGUUAUCGCCCUGGAACUGUUGCUCUUCGUGAAAUUCGCAAGUAUCAGAAGAGUACUGAGUUACUGAUCAGGAAACUCCCUUUCCAGAGGCUAGUCCGUGAAAUUGCCCAGGAUUUCAAGACUGAUCUGCGCUUCCAGAGCCACGCGGUUCUUGCCCUGCAGGAGGCAGCUGAGGCAUACCUUGUGGGUCUGUUUGAGGACACUAACCUUUGCGCCAUUCAUGCCAAACGUGUUACCAUUAUGCCUAAGGAUAUCCAGCUGGCUAGGAGGAUCCGUGGUGAGCGUGCUUAAGCAUUGUGGCGGCCAUGGGCGUGUUGGUGUUCUACUUUGUUGACUUAUCUAAGAAGUCGGCCUAGGUGGCUAGGUUAGAUAGAUAGGCUUUCUGGUUGUAGUAGUUAAUAGGCUUAUGGAUAUGUGAACAUUUUGGGUGGCUGGUGGUGUUUCUUUGUUUAUUCGUUAUAUGGGGGGUUUGGAUUUGUUCUAUCACCGUUCUUUUAUGUUGUUUUUGGAUAAUGUUACCAUCUAUUAUUUGCAUCAUCAAAUGUUAAGUCUACUUUACUAA
Mangifera indica (mango) is the source of this 821-nucleotide messenger RNA. RefSeq names its product histone H3.3. NCBI's taxonomy places the organism in Eukaryota, Viridiplantae, Streptophyta, Magnoliopsida, Sapindales, Anacardiaceae. Gene Ontology annotation, cellular component: nucleosome. Gene Ontology annotation, molecular function: protein heterodimerization activity; DNA binding; structural constituent of chromatin. The transcript is spliced from 5 exons. The coding region runs from base 140 to 550 and encodes 136 amino acids. The record is from RefSeq and is a predicted model, not a curated record.